UGUGAACAUUACGAAUAACAAUCUGAACCCGGCUUAAUGUCGGGGAAUAACCUAGCUUUAUGCGCAUGUGGAUUAUGCGAUGUGCAUAUAAAAAUUAUUUUAAUCGACAGCAUUUAUUAACAUUUUUAAUUUACCAAAAUUAAUUAUUUUUCUUUAAAAUGGCAUCAAAUGAAAGAGAUGUUAACAACGUAAAUUUGAAAAAUGUAUGUGUCGUACAAAGAGGGAAAAAAUAUUAUUAUCCUAAAUCUAUUCCCCAGGAACGAAGUUCUUUGUCUAAUUACAUUUGUUUAUUUAUUAGUUUUGGAUUAUUUGUAGUGGAUAUCCUCACCAAUGAAAAUAAAGUAGCAACUGUUUUUGCUAUGUACUUAUUAGGAGUAUUAGUGAGCGUCAGUUUACAACUUUUGUAUCGAAUCGUUCUGGUAAAGGAAGAAUUCCGUCAUCUUACUUCACGAUAUGGGGGAUGUGUCAGUAAUUUACUGAAAAAUGCUUUCUACUUUCCUACAAAAGUUUGGAUAGCACUCGCUUUUUCUGUAUUUUAUGCUGUGUAUUAUUGUUGCACUAACAAUGUUACUGAACUGCCAUUCAACUUUAAAAACAUUGCAUUUUUGAUACCAAGUAUUUACUUUCUGACUUCUCAGUUGAGUUUGGAGACUAGUUCUCUCAAUGAUUCUCUAUGGAUUGCUAAAGACAAUGGUUUAGAUUAUGGUUCAGGAAUGGCUUACUCAUUUUUCCAUGGUUAUUUGAACUUGGUUCUUCCAAAAACAGGAACGGAAGAGAAAAAUUUGAAAGAGUUGAUGGAAGAUUAUGAGGCUGAAAAUCGUAUUUUGUUUGCUGCUUAUAAGUUAUUUAUUUUAAUUCCCAAAUCUUUAGAAUGUUUUGUUAGUUUAAAAAAUGAACAUUCACCUUCUGUGGAUGAAAGUCAAUCACUGCCUGUAAAAGAAAUAACAGUAGCUGGGGUUCAGAAAAGGGUAUACAAGAAUGCGGUUUACAAGAUCAAUACUGGAAGGUUGGAUGAAAAAAUUUAUGUAAGUGCGGAGUAUGCUACUCCUCUCAGAACAUUUUUGGAAGUUGUUAAACACACUGGAAGACACACAGAAUACUAUGACAAACAUAAGAAUGAUAUCAUUCUGCAGUUUUAUUUAACUUUGAAACAAAUUCUGAAAAGAACCGGACUCGACGAAUUUUGUGAACUUAUAUAUUACGAAGAUUAUCCCCAAAAUACGGAGGCAAACAGUACCCCUUAUUAUGACGUUGGUAAAAUAAUUUUGACAAGAAUAAAGGAACUUAAAAAAUAUCAGCGUGAGAAGAUCGAAUAAACAUUUUGUUUAUUAUAUGUAUCACCAAUUUCUACUACUAUGGAACUAUUCUAUUAUACAGGGCGUUAAUUAAGUAUGUACAAUAAAUUUAUCAGACAAUU
This is a messenger RNA of Anoplophora glabripennis (Asian longhorned beetle), 1417 nucleotides long. RefSeq names its product stimulator of interferon genes protein (gene Sting). Gene Ontology annotation, biological process: positive regulation of type I interferon production; positive regulation of macroautophagy; reticulophagy. NCBI's taxonomy places the organism in Eukaryota, Metazoa, Arthropoda, Insecta, Coleoptera, Cerambycidae. Gene Ontology annotation, molecular function: 2',3'-cyclic GMP-AMP binding; cyclic-di-GMP binding. The record is from RefSeq and is a predicted model, not a curated record. The transcript is spliced from 9 exons. Gene Ontology annotation, cellular component: endoplasmic reticulum membrane; autophagosome. The coding region runs from base 159 to 1316 and encodes 385 amino acids.